AUGGCGCGUCACGGCCGACGACCGAUUAUUCAGCGAUUCGACGAAUACUACAGAUGCUACCCCGUCAUCAUGGCUCCCGGGAACGAGCGACCAGAGCUCAACUACGGUUCCAAGAUUCUUCUCCCGCCCUCUGCACUCGACAAGGUGUCCAAGCUUCAUGUGCAGUGGCCUCUGCUGAUGGAGCUCAUCAACGGUGAGAAAGGACGUCAUUCGCACGCUGGUGUUCUCGAGUUUAUUGCAGAGGAAGGCAGAGCUUAUAUUCCACAAUGGAUGAUGGAGACACUAGGCAUGGAAGUCGGCGACAUGAUUCAGAUCCGAACAACCUUGCUCGAGCUGGCAAAGAUGGUCAAGCUUCAGCCGCAAUCCACCAACUUUCUUGAGAUUAGCGACCCCAAGGCUGUGCUGGAACGUGCUUUUCGAAACUUUGCCACGCUGACCAAAGGAGAUGUCUUCAAUUUCGAAUACAACGAUGAGGUGUACGAUGUGGCGGUAUUGGACGUCAAGCCCGAGACGGACAAGAUGGGUGUAAGCAUGAUUGAGACCGAUGUGUCUGUAGACUUUGCCCCUCCAGUUGGUUACGUCGAGCCAGAGCGAAACAGCGGUACCAGCACACCAAGCACACGACCCGGCGUUCCGGCAGGGGGCGUCCUACACAGCAAAGGCACCAUGGCCCAAGCAAUCAACUACUCCGCCAUCGCCCCGUCCGUCACGAGCAAUCCUACCAACUUUUUGGGUGAGGGCCAGCGGAUUGCCAAGAAGGGAAGCAAGAAUGCCACGCCAAAGCCAGCCACACCCGUGCCUGUUGACACAACAGCCGUUCCACGCCGAAUAACUGGAGCUCCUGCGCCUCUACGUCUUGCGCCGAACAAGCUAUUCUUUGGCUACGAGAUUACACCCGUCAAGACCGACGCAGAUAGGGAGAAGGAGAGGGAGAAUGCCGACAAGCCUCAUUUUGCCGGACAAGGGCAGAGUCUUAGGGGCACCGUCAAGCGCAAGGGCGAAGAUGACAGCAAGCAAAAGGCUCCCGAGAAGAAGGGCACUGGUGAGGGCCACCGACUGGAUGGAAGACCUCUCCGAUAG
Beauveria bassiana ARSEF 2860 is the source of this 1080-nucleotide messenger RNA. Its product is annotated as ubiquitin fusion degradation protein. The record is from RefSeq and is a predicted model, not a curated record. The transcript has 2 exons. Gene Ontology annotation, cellular component: VCP-NPL4-UFD1 AAA ATPase complex. Bases 1 to 1080 code for a protein of 359 amino acids. Lineage: Eukaryota; Fungi; Ascomycota; Sordariomycetes; Hypocreales; Cordycipitaceae. Gene Ontology annotation, molecular function: polyubiquitin modification-dependent protein binding.